This is a messenger RNA of Carassius gibelio (silver crucian carp), 4094 nucleotides long. RefSeq names its product nectin-1-like. The transcript is spliced from 9 exons. The coding region runs from base 190 to 1410 and encodes 406 amino acids. Gene Ontology annotation, biological process: heterophilic cell-cell adhesion; homophilic cell-cell adhesion. Gene Ontology annotation, cellular component: adherens junction. Lineage: Eukaryota; Metazoa; Chordata; Actinopteri; Cypriniformes; Cyprinidae. The record is from RefSeq and is a predicted model, not a curated record.
UGACUUCUUUAAACAAAGAAACGUCUGCGUUUUUACGUCUCUCAUCCGCAGUCCGCACACGACAUCAGGCGCAGAAAAAAAAAAAAAAAAAACUAAAUUUAUUGUAUUCAUUAAAUAGUAAAUUAUGCUUUUAACGAACGAAUACAUACCAAAUCCAAAUGCUGUUGGAUUAAUGUAGUGUAUGAUGAGAUGGAAAACUGCUACAAACAAAUGAAUCGCUCUCUUUGUUGUUAUGGAUGUUUUAUGGAAAAAGAAACGGUGAUGUUGCUUGUUCUAUUUUUGUCGCCCGUCAUCUGCGUCAGAAUAUCAGAUGGAAAGGUUAUUGGCCAGGAUACAACAGUCAUAUACGGAGAAAAUGCCACUUUGUUGUGUCAUCUGACUGAAACCGAUGAUGAUCUAACCCGUAUUAUAUGGAAGAAAAAGACACGAGAAAACCCUGAGGAAACCCCCUUCUUUGUCAUUCGCCCAGGGGGCAAAACUGAACACAAGGAUGGAUUGAUGAACAGAGUACAAUUUAUUGGGAACUUUGCAGAGAAAAAUGGAUCAAUUCAGCUGCUCAGAAUGAGGCUUUUGGAUGAAGGGAUCUACACAUGUACCUUCAGCCUAUUCCCUAGUGGGCCAUUAGAGACUGACAUCAAUGUCAUCGUUUUUGCUCGUCCUGAGGUUAAUAUAAGAGGGGAGGCACCUGUUGCUGGAUAUUUGGAGGUGAAGUUGGCAUCGUGCUUUGCCUCUAAUGCACGGCCUGAAGCAGAAGUGAUGUGGAGAUUAGGAGAUCUGGAAAACUCUCUGAGGACUGAAACCAAUCAUACAAUAAACCCAGAUGGGACCGUUACUGUUGUGUCCUACCUACGUGGUGUCCCAUUAAAACAUUUAAAUAAGAAGAACAUCCAGUGUGUGGUGAAACACAACACCCAAAAAGAUGAACUUGUGCUGGACUACACAAUAAACAUCCAUUAUCCUCCUGAGUCAGUGGUUAUAAUUCCUGACAGUCCAAAAAAUGCUAAAGAAUUCAGGUGUAUAGUGGAUAGUAACCCAGAACCAACCAGCUACAUGUGGACAAGAGAGAGUACUUACUAUUAUGAAGGCAACAAGCUUCCUGUGCCUAAACUGUCCCCUGACAUUAAUGGCUUGUACAUUUGUAAUGCGUCAAACCAAUAUGGAAGUUCAUUAGGUUCCCUGUUUAUCAGUGUUCAUACUGAAUCCAGCACCGUCUGUUGGGGUCUGUUUGGUUUUGUCAUCUGCUGUGCUGUUCUUGUUGUUGUUGUUGUGAUAUUCAGAUACAAGCGGGAAUGGAUUGGAGUACCACAGAAUUCCACUGAUCAGGAAACACAGGACAGUAGAGAACAACAAAGACAGGAGGAUGUUCAGAAUGAAAGUGAAAUGGAGAGCCUUUCUGAUCAGAGACAUUGACUGCUGUUUUUGGACCAGCGCAUCAUCUUGAACCAUUGUAGUCUUCUCUCCCAGGAUCAAGAAACAGUUCUCCAUAAAAUGUGCUGCAAACAUCUGAAUAUUUGGGUUUACCGGUUCUGGAACAGUGUUGUAAAUACUACUUGACCACUGAUCUCUAGUUUUGUCCUCUUUUGGAAGGCCAAACAAAGUAUUUUCACUUUCACAGUGAAACAGCGUCUCCACAACAUGGCGCUGGUGGCAACAGCAAGAAUCAAAAGUUAUAUGCCUUCUUUCUCUGCAUGAACAUUUGGGCGGCGUUAUGCAAAUCUUCCCACAUAGUGAUAUAGAGUAUGUGGGGGCAUGUUAGAACGAGCCAUUUUAGGAGGGCAUGGUUGACUCUCUUGUAAAGAAUAUUUUGUUUCAUUUGAUACUUUAGCCUUUGCAACUUUACAGAUCUUCUUUAUGCACCAAAACCUUGUAACACUCCAAAGAGAGGAAAUUUUUAAUCACAUCAUGUGACCCCUUUAAUAAGGCAAUUUUUUCAAUACAUAAAAGCCUUUUUAGACAAGUUCCAUAAUCAUUGUAUAAAAUUACAAAUUAUUAUAAAACUUGGGACAAACCCCAACAACCCCAACCCAAAGAAAUUGACCACACCAUCACAAUCCCAACACAAUUUUUCACAAUCCUACCACUGGAGGAGAAUAAUACUUGUUGGAACAAACUGAACGUUUUUAAGGACUGGUAAGAUGGGAUUCGAGUGAGAGAGUGAAACUGAAAGUAGAACAGAUGUGCUGGAAAGUACCUUUGAAGAGGGAUUGAUAUUAUAUGUCAAGCCUGCAAAAUUCCCAUUAUGUAUAGCUUCCCUUCUCCUGAUGCAAGCGGCAGAAAAGGAUAUCCUAUCCACAGAGUUCUGUUAAACCUCAAUGGGUGGGUUUUUGGAAUCUGUUAACAGUUACCACAGACAGAUGGCUGUGGGUUAACUGUUGUUUCCUUUUCUUCCUUUUUUAUUGUCCUCCGAAUUUAGUUUGCUUCUCGCUUUUUUUAGUCUUUGAGUGGCAAGGUUCUUUUUAUUGGCAAGGUUCACCCCCUUUAUCUGGAAGAUACCAAGCAGAACUUCUUUUGGGUCUCCCCAUCCAACUUCAAACGCAUAACUAAGCCCCUUUCACACUGCACGUUGGACCCGUCAAAUUGCCAGAACAUUGCCGGGUCGCCUUCUGUGUGAAAGCAAACACGUCCCGGGAUUGAUUCCGAGGCUGAUCCUGGGUCAAGGACCUAGUAACAUUGCCGGGUUCAAUUCCGGGACGAGCGCUGUGUGAACAAAAGCCAGAUCUAAUGCCGUGUCGUAGUGAUGCAUGUUAUCACGCGACUCUCUUACCAGGUGUUUUGAAGGAAGAUCAACAUUCGUGAUGAAAAAAUAUGUGCAAACUGUAAUGAAGCAGAGUUAGUUCAGUUAGUUUUUCACUUUAUGCGCUGAAACUGAGAUCGUUCACCAGCUUCAGUGAAAGUAUAAUGGCCUAAUGUUUCCGACUCAUACAUUACACAUCAUGCUGUGAUGUCACCUGUCUUUACGGGACCUUUAUGUGUUGUGUGUGAAAUCACGCACAUAUCCCGGGUAAUCACUGGCAGUGUGAAAGUGCAAAAUCUAGUGAUCCGGGAACAAUUGCCGGGACACAUUAAGGGGCUUUAGAUAGCCCUCGAUGACAGACUCCAAAUCCCAUACGGUAAAAAAAUACAUUUAUUUUGGCCAAAAUAUAUUUUAAAUAUAUGCUAAAUAUAUGUUGUAACUAUGAAGUUCAAUAAAAUAUAUUUUUGAAAUCGAAAAUAUAUUUAAUUUCAGCUUUCAUUUACCAAAAUAUAUUUAAAAAUGUAUUUCAGGGUCAAGAAAAUACAUUUUCAACCUUACAGUAGAAUGUGGAUGGAGAGCAAAAGUAUCCAUUAUUUAAAAUGGGAUUUUUAAAUAAUGGAUUUUUUUUUUUUUUUUUGCUUUCUAAAAUAGUUUACAGUAAAGUAACAGAAUAGGCCUGAUUAGUAUGUACAACAUAAACAAAUAAUUGGCUACAAAUAAAACAAGAGCCAAAUGUUUAGAAAAGAAUUAGAUAAGUCAAGUUUAUUUAUUUGCUUGUCACAUUGCAGAAUACCUCACUACUAAUGUAGUACGGUUGACUUUGACUAACUGGCAGAAUAUACGAGGACAUUUGAUGAUAAGGCAUUAAGUAGGUGCACUGUAUGAGUUGUUUUGUUUUGAAAAGGAACCAGAACUAGCACGAUGCACAAAAUACAAAACUUCUAUGUACACUUUAAUUUGUUGACAUUAAUUCAUUAAGUGAUAGAAUAUAACACACAUUAAUGGUAACACACACAGUAUUAAAAUCACAGUAUAAUUUUUUGUUUAAAAUAAACAGCAAAAACAAUGCACAAUAUAUAAUACUGCUAAUGUAAAUUUGAUUUCUUGCCAUUAAAUAUAAAAUAAUCAAUUACAUGUUUUUUUCAAUGAUAAUGAAGACAUGUUAGUGUUAUAAACAUAAGCAUAACAAAAUAAACCGAAAAAGUUACAAUUAUUUACACAAAUUGCUUCAAAAUCACUUUGCAAAAAUAUACCACAUUGUAUAAAAUUUUGCAUUGCUUUAGUAAUGUAGUAAUGUACCAAAAUCUUUGUACACUGACACUAAAGAUCAAAUUGAAUAAAACAACUUAGGCCACUCUUA